CUUUCUUUUCGUUGUUCUCUGUGUCUUUUUAAUUAUUAAUUACGCAUUUUCCUGCUCAAAUUGCUUAUUAUUCCUUUUUACUAAUUGGGUGUUUCUUCGUUUCUGGGAUUUGCAAACCCCUAUUACGGUUUCAGGUAAUUAGCUCUUUUAGGGCUUUUUUGAAUUGUAAAUGUGUUUCAUUUAUUGUUUGUUUCGUUAAAUGUGGUGCUCAAAUGGAGAGCUGUUAGCGUGUUAAUGGAUAUUAUGUGAUUGCGAAAGAAAAUUUUAUUGGACUGCUAUUAGACCAAUGUAAUUGUAUCGACUAGAAUGUUGUAUUUUCAGAAAAAAAUAAAGUAAUUGUAUGGAGAUGGAAGUAGUGAAAUUACACACUGGAUAUAAGAUGAAAGAGAUUUUUUAUACGGUUUGGACUUAUGGAACACAUAGUAUUGGUGAUUGACGAACUAGUAAAGAAGAUAGAUAGUUGGAACAUGUAGUUUUACGAAGGCGACGAGAAAGAUCAAAGAUGACUUCAAAGGCAUGAGCAGAAAAGAAUAGAAGAAAUUAGACCUACGAAUCGAGUUGUUAGAUAAUUGAAAUGAAUGAAGAAAGAGAAUACAUUUGGAUGACCAUUGGGACUGAUUAAUUGGUUCAUGACGAGCUUUUGGGAGGAAGAAUUAGCAUUGUUACCACUGCCUCCAACGUUUUGGAUGUUAGAACAAAUUGCUACUGUGCAUUUCAAAUACUUUCCAGAUUGUGGGACUGUCACAAUAAAAUCACUUUUGGUGAAACUCCAACAAAAUUACUAUCAUCUUCCAGACAAUAUGCUUCUUAAAGCUGCUUUUCAUGGGGUAUCAGAUUCAUGGCUUCUAUUUGCUGAUAUCUGGGCGCCUGUUGAGCUGCGGGAUCCAAAUUUCUUGAAACAAUUAGAGCCUUCUUCCCCUCUUCAUUAUGAAUUAAGGCGCUCGAAAUCACCUUCCCUGCCUCUUGCGCCUUCAGAAAAGAACUUUAAGAACAUGGAAAAAAGUUACAAUCAGGGAGAUGGAAAAUGUGAAGUUGACAAUGAUAAAUCUAAUAGAAAAUCCAUUGAAAUCAGUAGAUGUAAUCAAAACACUAGUGAUUCACCAAAAACUAACCUGUUGGAUGAGCAAGAAAUAUGUGACGGGACUGUUCCAGGAAUUGGUGAAGUUAGUGGCUCUAAGCAUCUAGAUGUAUGUGAAGGUCAUCAUGAUACUUCUGCGGCGCAAGCAUGUUCGAUGCCUUUAAAAGAUGGUGACAAUAUUGAAGGAGAAACUGAGUCAGGGAAUCAUCUAGAAGCUGGGCACCGAUCAAAGAAAAAAAAGAAUAAAAGAAAGAGGAACACUGAUGAUGUUGAUGAUAAAAAGAAAAAGAAUAAAAAUAAAGUGAAGAGCUCCAGUGCAGGAGACCAGGACUUUUCUGGCAAAAUGUCAGUAGAUGAUCGUAAAGCCAAUGACACAAGUGAUGUUCGCAGAGAACUUUCACAACCUGUUGGUAUAAGCACACCUGAAGAAAGUGUAGAAAUUACAAGUCGAAAACUGAAGAGGUCUCAAAAUAAGAAAGCUGUUCCUACGAAGGAUUCGUCGGUAUCGCCUAUGGAAGAGCAACCUGAUGAGCAAAUUGGAGAAAGGGCUGCUUCUAGGUCUAUGAUUCAAAGUGACAAAUCCAAGAAGAUGAAACAAAAGAGGCAACCUGUUGCUGCACAGGAGCCUGAUAGCCUACUUGUACAACAUCAUUCAAUUGAAGGAACCACAGAAACAAAUGAAAAAGGGGAACAGGCUGAUGAUACUCUAACAAAUCGCAAAGCUAAGGACACUAAGUUGAUGUUGAAGAACAAAAGUAAGAUAAGGAAAACAAAUCUCAAUGAUGGAGAAUGUGGAAAAACUGUUGAUUUAUCACCGUCACAUCUGAACAAUGUUCCAGAGUUGUCUCAACAUGAGUCAUUUGACUUAGCUGAUAGAGAAAAGGAAGAUGUUGCUCCUCUAAAGUCAGAUAAUACUACCGAAAAAAGGACUAAAGCCAAGAGCUUUAGUGUAGACACCCAGGACAUAAUGCAUACGCACGGAGAACUUUCUAAUCAAGAUGAUAUCGGCAGACCUGAUGAAAGUGUAGACACAAUGAGUGGAAAAGUGAAAAAGAGCUCUCGAAACAAAAAAGGCGUUCGUGUGAAGGACCCUCCAGAAUCAGCUGUGAAAGAGCAACAAAAUGAGGAAAAUAAGGAAAUGGAUGAUCCAAAUGCAGAGGACAUAAAUAUGAUUCGAGAAUGUUUCGUUCCAGAUGAUGAAAGUGUAAUGAGUCGAAAAGUGAAAAAGAGCUCUCGAAAAAAAAAAGCUGUUCCUGUGAAGGACCCUCCGGAAUCAACUGUGAAAGAGCAACAAAAUGAGGAAAAUAAGGAAAUGGAUGAUCCAAAUGCAAAGGACAUAAAUAUGACUAGAGAAUUUUUUGUUCCAGAUGAUGAAAGUGUAAUGAGUCGAAAAGUGAAAAAGAGCUCUCGAAACAAAAAAGUUGUUCCUGUGAAGGAUCCUCUGGAAUCAACUGUGAAAGAGCAACAAAAUGAGGAAAAUAAGGAAAUGGAUGAUCCAAAUGCAGAAGACAUAAAUAUGAUUAGAAAAUUUUUCGUUCCAGAUGAUGAAAGUUUAAUGAGUCGAAAAGUAAAAAAGAGCUCUCGAAACAAAAAAGCUGUUCCUGUGAAGGAUCCUCCGGAAUCAACUGUGAAAGCACAACAAAAUGAGGAAAAUAAGGCAAUGGAUGAUCCAAAUGCAGUGGACAUGAUAAGAGAAUUUUUCGUUCCAGAUGAUGAAAGUGUACUGAGUAGAAAAGUGAAAAAGAGCUCUCGAAACAAAAAAGCUGUUCCUGUGAAUGACCUUCCGGAAUCAACUGUGAAAGCACAACAAAAUGAGGAAAAUAAGGAAAUGGAUGAUCCAAAGGCAGAGGACAUAAAUAGGAUUAGGAAAUUUUUCGUUCCAGAUGAUGAAAGUGUACUGAGUCGAAAAGUGAAAAAGAUCUCUCGAAACAAAAAAGCUGUUCCUGUGAAGGACCCUCCAGAAUCAACUGUGAAAGAGCAACAAAAUGAGGAAAAUAAGGAAAUGGAUGAUCCAAAUGCAAAGGACAUAAAUAUGCAAAGAGAACUUUUCUGUCAAGAUGAUAUUGGAAGACCUAAGGAAAGUGUAGACUCAAUGAGUGAAAAAGUGAAAAAGAGCUCUCGAAACAUUAAGGUUGUUCCUCUGAAAGACCCUCCAGAAUCAACUGUGAAAGAGCAACAAAAUGAGGAAAUUAAGGAAGUGGAUGCAGCGAUUAUAAUGAUUCAAAGUGAUAAACUGAAUGAGAGGAGCCAAAAAAAGCAGCUUACUCCUGUAAAAGAUAGUUCCAGCUUACUAUCCAGUCAGCAUUCUGAUGAAACAAUUAUGGAAAUGGAUGCAACAAAAAGUGUGGGACAAGCAGAUGAAAUUUUGACGAAGGGUGAUACUCUUGAUACUCCAUUGAAGUCUAAGAAUACUGCUAAGAAAAGGAAGACAAAUGGCAAUGAAGGAAAAUGUAGAAACAAUGUUGCAGCGGUAUCCAUUUCACAACAGAAAAAUGUUUUUGAGCUGUCUCAACAAAACCCAGAUAACCUAAUUGAAAAAGAAAAAGAAAUUGAGGAAGAUGUUACAUCUUUAAAGUCGGAGAACACUGCUACAAGAAGAAAAAACGUUAAAGCAAAAGGCCGUGAUGCAGAAAAAGCGGGCUUGUCUAGUUUAAGACAAAGUGAUGAUCUAAAUACAGAUCAGGAAUCUAGGGAAAAGGACCUCCCCAUAAGUGUGAUUCAGAGUGAUUUACCCGAGAAGAUUCCUGUAAAAGAUAGUUCCAGUUCACUUUUCAAUCAGCAUACUGAUGAAACAAUGAUGAAAAUGGAUGCAACAAAAAGUGUGGAACAGGCAGAUGAAGUUUUGAUAGAUUGUGAUACUCUUGAUGAUCCAUUGAAGUCCAAGAAUACUGCUAAAAAAAGGAAGACAAAUGGUGAUGAUGGAAAAUGUAGAGAAACUGCUGCAGCGGUUUCAAUGUCGCAUGAGAACAAUGUAUCGCAGCUGUCUCAACACAACCCAGUUAACCUAGCUGAAAAAGAAAAAGAAAAAGAAAACGAAAAAGAAAUUGAGGAAGAUGUUACUUCUCUAAAGUCGGAGAAUGCUGCUAAAAGAAGAAUAAACGUUAAAGCAAAAGGCUCUGGUUCAGAAAAUGAGGGCUUGUCGAGUUUAAGACACGAGAACAAUGUUUCAGAAUCGGACCUCCGGAGCUUACCUGUGAAUUUGCUUUCAGAUGGAUCGACAAUUAAAAUGAACGCACCUGAAAGAGUGGAACAGGCCGAUGAUAUUUUGACAAAUUGUGAUGUUGAAGGUGAAAACCAGGAAAAAGUGAUACUGGGUGACGAACAUGAUGGUAAAUUGAUUGGGACCAUUCCUUCAGAAAUGUCUUCUGAUGUUGCAGAUUUGAGGGAUCUGGAAAAGCCAAGAGCGAGUAAGAAAAAGGCGAAGAGAUUUGAUCAAGCUUCGUCUGUAGAUACUUCAUCUGAUGGAAACUUAGUUGAACUAAAGAUAAAGGGAGGAAGUGCAAUAAUUAAUGAGCUGGACAACAAUGGUAGUAGAUCUUCUGUUUUGAACACCACUGUUCCUCUAGCCAAUGCUGUCGACAAUCGCAAAGAAGCUGGUGUUUCCUGUAGAAGUAAGGUUUCCGAAGAAAAUUUAACGAUGAAUGUGGAGGCUUCUGAAGUUGUGGAGAAUGCUGCUAAUCAUUUGACAGAUACAAAAAUUAGUGAUUUCCAAAACCUGGAAGAAUCGACACAGAGUGAACAUCAUCGUGCUGAAUUUAAUCAGGAUGUCCACUCGCAAGUUGAUGCUGGUUCAGAUGAAGCCAGGCUGGUUGAAAAGCCGGAGGCCGGUAAACAGAAGGCAAAGAAACUUGAUCAACCUUCAUCUAUUGACACCUCAUCUACUGGACAAAACUUGGUUGGAUCGAGGAAAAGUAGAGGAAGUGCAAGAACAUCUGAAAUUCAAGCACCAAUCGCUGGUCAAAAGCACGAUAAAUCUGUACCUCCCCGUGGCAUAAAAAAAUCAACUACGCCUAAAAAAGCGACCGAGACCCUAUCUCACCCCUCCGAAACUCCGAGAAAAACUAAUGUCUCUUUUAAAGGUGAGGAUGAUGGAAGCGAGUCUGCUGACGCAUCAAGCAAGAGCUCUGUUAGAAAAGUCUUGCAGUUUCAUCACAAGGAGAAGGCUAAGCAGCCCCCAAAGAAGCUGGAAGAGGAUAAUUAUGGCCUUAGAAGAUCUUCCCGUCUGGGUGCAAAAGAAUCUACGAACACUCCUGCACAGAAGAAAGGGUUGCUAUCCUCUGGACGGGCAAUUUUUGAGGAUGGAACUAGUUCGAGUUCGGAAGAUGAAACUGAUGCUUCAAGUUCCAGCACCACAAUUGCACCAGAUCCUUCAUCUUCGUCUGAUUACUCGGAUGGAGAAACUAAAGAUUCUCCUAAAACCGUUCAGAAGUGCAAGACAAUUUCAUUUGGACGUGAUCUGGCAUCGAUUAUUCGUGGCUCAAACAGAUUCAAAAAGGCCAAGAUGAUGGCUUCACAGUCACAAGACGAUAGUCAGCCUAUCGAGUUUGUUCCUGAUAGUCUACCAAACAUGUGUUCAACUGGGCAACAUUGAACGUGAUUGAACAAACUCAAACAUGAUCUUAAUCGACAUGAAAUAGACACGAAAACGCUUCAAUCUGAAACACGAGAUUUGAAACCUGACCGAUAACCCGACUAGACAUCUAGUGUUAUACUUCAUUAAAUUAUAAAAUAGGAAGUGAGAAUUUUGAGACCAAAGUUAAACCAAUGUUUUAUCGUUCUUUCCCAUAUUAGUUUUUUUGUUUUUGAAAAAAAAGAACAACAUUGGAACAAAAUAGAGGAAGAAACAUAAGCAAAAUAUAUAACAAC
This is a messenger RNA of Amaranthus tricolor (Joseph's coat), 5944 nucleotides long. RefSeq lists its product as uncharacterized. Lineage: Eukaryota; Viridiplantae; Streptophyta; Magnoliopsida; Caryophyllales; Amaranthaceae. The record is from RefSeq and is a predicted model, not a curated record. The transcript has 13 exons. The coding region runs from base 630 to 5669 and encodes 1679 amino acids.